UCUUUGUUCUAUAGUGAGAGGCACCCAAUGCCUUCUUCAGCUGAUGGAAGGUUGGAAGUACUUUCUCGGAGUUAGAGACAGUCACUACCCAAAUUGGAUUGACGAAUUAUCUUUCUCUCUUUCUUGUUUGCGCUAUUACCUGAUCGAAGCAAAAAAAAAAAAAUGUUGCCUUUAUGAUCUUUUCACUGUAAAUCAAGGUUCUAAUCAUCAAGUUUCCCAGGAGACGAGGGAGCCUUUGCUGAAUUCCAACUUGAAGUGAUUUUUUGGUCACCAGUAUAUUGUAACAGUCCAUUAUGGCAUCUUCCUCCAUGGCUCGAAAACAAAAGUAUGAUGUGUUCCUUAGCUUUAGAGGAGAGGAUACCCGUGAUAAUUUUACUAGCCAUCUCUAUGAUGCUUUAUGUCGCAAAAAAAUCAAGACCUUCAUAGACAAUGACCUUGAAAGAGGGGAAGAAAUAACACCAGGCCUUUUGAGAACAAUUGAAGAAUCAAUGAUUUCUGUAAUCAUUUUCUCCAAAAAUUAUGCAUCUUCUCCAUGGUGCUUGGAUGAAAUGGCAAAGAUACUUGAAUGCAAGGAAAUUUAUGGUCAGACGGUUUUACCAAUCUUUUACCAUGUAGAUCCAUCUGAUGUUGAAGGACUAAGUGGCAGCUUUGGAGAUGCAUUUAUUGAGCUUGAAAAGAACUUUAAGGAGAAAAUGGAAAGGAUGCCCCAUUGGAGGGCUGACUUGAUGAAAGUUGCCAGUAUAUCAGGAUGGGAUUCCCGUGUGAUAAGGUCUGAGGCUAAACUUGUGAAAGAAGUUGUGGAACAUAUUUUGGGGAAAUUGAAUCAUGCAUCCUCAGGAGAUUCAAAGGGUCUGAUUGGAAUAGACUCACACAUUAGACUGAUUAAAAAUUUGUUAUGCAUUGGGUUGACAAGUGUUCGUAUUGUAGGAAUUUGGGGUAUGGCUGGCAUAGGUAAAACAACUAUUGCUAGAGCUAUUUUCAACACUCUCUCAAAUCAAUUUGAUGCUUGCAUUUUUCUUGAGAAUAUAAGGGAAGAAUCAAAACAAUUUGAGGGGCUAGGUCGUUUAAGAGAAAAGCUUCUUUCUGAAUUGUUAGAGGAGGAAAAUUUACGUACUAUCACUCUCAAUGUAGAAUCUAUUUUCAUUAAGGACAGGAUCCGCAACAAAAGGGUAUUGCUUGUCCUUGAUGAUUUGAAUGAUGUGGAUCAGCUAGAAGUCCUAAUUGGAAGAUGUGAUUUUGCUUUGGGAAGUAGAGUUAUUGUGACAUCUAGAGAUAGGCAUGUUCUCGAGAAUAGAGUUGAUAAAACAUAUGAAGUUGAGGGAUUAGAUAAUGAUGAAGCUCUUCAAUUGUUCAGUUUGAAUGCUUUUAAGAAAAAUUAUCCCACUUCUGAUAGAUUGGAGCUAUCAAAUAAGGUGGUGAACUAUGCUCAAGGAAACCCCUUGGCACUUAAAGUUUUGGGUUCCUUCCUGUUUGACAGAAGGAGAGAAGAUUGGGAAAGCGCAUUGGAUAAACUUGGAAGAAUUCCUCAGCCUAAAAUUUUUCAUAUGUUGAGAAUAAGUUUUGAUGCGCUAGAUGACGAAGAGAAAAAUAUAUUUCUUGAUAUUGCAUGUUUUUUCAAGGGGCAACAAAUUGACUUCGUAAAGAGAAUACUAAAUGGUUGUGGUUUCUCAGCAGGCAUUGGAAUUAGUGUUCUUGUUGAUAAAUGCCUUAUUACCAUCCUAGGAAACAAGUUGGAGAUGCAUAACUUGCUGCAAGAAUUGGCUCAUGAAAUUGUUCGCCAAGAAUCUGUUAAAGAGUUGGGCAAGCGCAGUAGAUUGUGGAGUCCUACUGAUGUUUGUCAAGUGUUGACCAAAAAUCUGGGAUCUGAAAAAGUUGAGGGAAUAUUCUUAGACACAGCUAAAAUCGGAGAAAUGUACUUGAGUUCCAAAGCCUUCAUGAGGAUGUAUAAUCUUAGACUACUCAAAAUCCAUAAUUCUAUAGUUGGAAAUAGGUGUAAAGUGCAUCUGCCUGAUGGCCUUGAGUUUCUUUCUGAUGAGUUGAGGUAUCUUCAUUGGGAUAGAUAUCCUCUGAGCUCUCUGACGCCCAAUUUUCAAGCAGAGAAUCUUGUUCAACUUAACUUGCCUAACAGCUGCGUUAAAAAACUAUGGGAAGGAGUGCAGAAUCUUGCGAGUUUGGAAGAGAUCAGCCUUAGUAAUUCUGAGCACUUGACCACAUUUCCAGACCUCUCACAAGCCAAGAAUCUUGAAAGAGUGAAUUUGGAUUACUGCACUAGCUUGGUGGAAGUCCCCUCUUCUAUUCGGUUUCUAGACAAACUUACAUUUUUGAGUAUGAGAUGCUGCACAAGUGUUGUGAGCCUCCCUAGUGGCAUUAAAUUGAGAUCACUUAAGACUCUUAACCUUUCCGGCUGCACAAAUCUUAGGGAGUGUCCAGAGAUUUCAGAGAAUAUAACGUAUUUAAAUUUAAAUGGGACUGCAAUAGUACACCUUUCCAAAUCAAUUGGGCAUCUCAGUGGACUCGUUGCACUAAAUAUGAAGGAUUGUAAACAAAUGUGGGAUCUUCCAGAGAGCUUGCAUUUGUUGAAAUUCCUUCGGACUACCAAUUUUUCUGGCUGCUCAUCUAUCACCAAGUUUCCGGACAUUUCAACUAAUAUCCAAUUCUUGUACUUAAGUGAAACUGGAAUAGAAGAACUCCCCUCGGCAAUUGGUGAGCUCUCCAAACUCUCUUGUUUGGAUCUGAAGAACUGUAAAAGGCUUAAGAAUAUUCCUUGUACCAUUUCUAAGUUGGCAUCACUUGAAAAGCUUAUUGUCUCUGGCUGCUCAAGUAUAAACAAGUUUCCAGAGGUUUCAAAAAGCAUAAAGAAGUUGUUCUUAUGUGGGACAGCAAUAGAGGAAAUUCCAUCAUCAAUCGAGUAUUGCUCUGAACUCGUUGAAUUGAGCAUGCAAAAUUGCAAAAAGUUUCGUAUUCUUCCAAGUUGCAUUUGUAAGUUGAAAUCUUUGCAAAAGCUUAUUCUCUCAGGCUGCUCCAUAUUUGAAUGUUUUCCGGAAAUUUUGGAGGCAAUGGGAUCAUUAAGAUGCCUUUAUUUAGAUGGAACAGCCAUGAUGAAUUUACCCUCCCCAAUUGAAAAUUUAAAGGGGCUUUCUAGCUUGGAAUUGAGAAACUGCAAAAGAAUUCAAGGAUUGGCAGAACUGAUGUCAAUUAUAGACAGUUCAGGUUCACAUUUACAAUACCUGAGGAAGCUAUAUCUAACUGGUUGUGGGAUGGUCUACAUCCCUGACUGCAUCGGCUACUUGUUCUCACUAGAAGUAUUAGAUCUGAGUGGAAACUCUUUUUGUCACCUACCUUGUAGCAUCACAAUGCUCACAGAGCUGCAAUACCUCGGUUUGAGGGAUUGCAAGUUGCUACGUUCAAUAACAGCACUUCCACCCCAGUUGACAAAAUUAGAUGCAGAUAACUGUUUCUCACUCCAAUCUGUGUCAAUAAUUGAUUCGACUAUAGUCGAGGGAAACAUUUUUGAAUUCCUUUUCACUAAUUGCGGAAACUUGCAUGCAGUUGGAAAGCACAACAUCAUGACAUAUGCACUAACAAAAUUUCAGCUUUAUUCAAAAAGAUUGCACAAUCAGAUGCCUUCUGUGCGAGCAGGGGAAUCUGGUUUUUGCUUCCCUGGAAGUAGUAUUCCAAAGUGGUUCAGCCAUCAAAGUUGGGGAUUGUCCAUGACAAUCCAGCUGCCUUCACAUUGGGCUAACAGUGAGUUCUUAGGUUUUGCCCUGUGUGCUGUUAUUGCUUUUAACAACCAGAGCACAAACGACCUUGGUUUCCAAGUUAAAUGCAGAUACCAUUUCAGAAAUGAUCAUGGUGACUGCAACGAUCUCUACUGCUAUUUUGGUGGUUGCUAUGGUAGGAAUUAUUGGGAGGGAGAGGAUUGUGGAACAGCUCAUACAUUCUUUGGGUAUGAUCCCUUUGUGGAUGUUACAAGAGAUGAUUGGUUUGGCAAAUACAGUAAGCUUCUCGUGGAAUUCCACCCUGAAGAUAUGAACGGUUAUCGUUUAGUUUGUUCUAAUGUUAUCAGUUGCGGGGUUCGAAUGCUUUAUGCUCAAGAGGAAAGAUUCUGUCAAUGUUCUUUCAUCAAUCGACAUGUUGAGGCAUGGUCCAAAACUGAGGGUCCUAUGUGGUACGAUGAGGAAAACAUGGGACCUUUUUCUUGGUUAAAAUCCAGUGUGUUGAAAUUGAAGGUAUUUAGACAUCGCCACUUUGGGUGUUUCGACGUGAUUGAUCAGAAAGAGCUAGACCUUCUUAUCUCGGAGAUCAGUACAGAUAAGUCACAGAAACACUAUGAUAUGGAAGAACUUAUCAGCGCAUGUCAAUUCAACGAGUUUAUGUGAACUUAGUGAACUCUUAUAUUCAAAUGGGGAAAAUAAUGCACUAAUUUAAAGCAUAAUGAAUUGAAAAUUUUCAUCAUUCAUAUCGUAUGUGAGUUCACGAUGGAGGUAGGAAUUUCCUCAGACUUACUUUAGAAGACCUAGUUUCUCUCCUUUGGUUUUUGUUUUCUGCAGCCGGUGGCAGUACCUCCCUUGACGGAUGUGGGUGUCAACUUGGCGCCUGCAGUUUCAUGGCUUGGUGAUCAAACUGGCCUUCUACGUUGGCAAUGUGUUCUACACACUUUACGUUUUCUGCUUUUUCUUUAAAUAUCGAUAGUUGGCUGCUUGUUUGCGAAUUCUUUUUUUGGAAUAUUGGAUCAUGUAUAGGAAAAUAAAAAAUAUUACGCAAAAUAAAGUUCUGCAUUUAAAAUUUUGAAA
Molecule: messenger RNA, 4793 nt
Organism: Hevea brasiliensis (rubber tree)
Lineage: Eukaryota; Viridiplantae; Streptophyta; Magnoliopsida; Malpighiales; Euphorbiaceae
Product: protein SUPPRESSOR OF npr1-1, CONSTITUTIVE 1-like
Exons: 6
Coding region: 294-4379 (1361 amino acids)
Biological process (GO): defense response; signal transduction
Molecular function (GO): ADP binding; protein binding
Source: RefSeq, a predicted model, not a curated record